AGGGAGCCGCAGUCCCGAGGAGCGGGCACCGGGGACCCGCUGUCCGCCGCCGGCCAACGCCGCGCCCCGCCCCUCAGCACGCAGRCCCAGCGCGAGCUCGCGCACGUGCGCGCGCGCCGCCAGAUCUUUGGUCAGACCUGCGGGAGUGGGGACGGGGCGGGCGGAGGCCGGGCUGCUGAGGUACUUAGGGGAGGAGCCCGAGCCGUCGUUGCCGAAGGAGAGGAGCAUGUCUGCAACUCGAGCCAAGAAAGUGAAGAUGGCCACCAAAUCAUGCCCCGAGUGCGACCAACAGGUUCCUGUUGCAUGUAAAUCAUGUCCCUGUGGUUACAUAUUUAUUAGCAGAAAACUUUUAAAUGCAAAACACUCAGAGAAAUCACCAUCUUCUACAGAGAAACAGGAAAAGGAAAUUGACAUCUAUGCUAACCUCUCUGAUGAAAAGGCUUUCGUGUUUUCAGUCGCCUUGGCAGAAAUAAAUAGAAAGAUUAUCAAUCAAAGACUUAUUCUCUGAUACUUGUCUGCACAAUCUGUUGAAACUUUCUUCAGGAUUACAUCAGCAAAUUGUCAAACAGUUGUGGACUCUCAGGAGCAUUCUGACUGCAUCAAUAAGGGCCAUUGAUUUUUUUUCUUUUUUUUUUUUUUUUUCCCUUUCUGUCAUUUAGCCUGUGCCACACUUUGGAAACAAAGCUGUAGGCUUGGACUGUUUUGGUAUUUCCUUGUUUACCAAGGAGAAUUGUCAGUGUUUUGUGUUGGCAUAUAAGUAAGUGUAUUUACAAAACAAAGUGCUGGAUGGGUAUUAAGAGGAUAAAAAGGGGUAGGACUAACUGCUGAAGUAUGAAAACUAGGGAAAUAAAAUGUUUGAUAGUUUUCAGGUUUGCCACCAGAGAUGCAAUAUUUUAAAUACUGUCAGAAAGAUUGACUUUUAAAUAUAUAUAUUUCAGAUUUUCAGCUCUAACGGACUGCAUAUAUACAGUUCAUUUACUUUUAAUAAAUUGGCAAUUGAUAUUUUAUUGAAUGGGGAAUUAAGAAUAUAAACUGUAAAUUUUGUCUUACAUUGAUUUUUUUUUCUUGGCCAUUAUUUUUAUGACUUAAGGUAUGAGUUAUAUUUUAGGAGAUACUUUCCAGACAGUUUGGAAGUUUGGGUGCUAUAUGAAGAAAAACAUUUAAGGAUAUAUCAUACUUCAGAUAUUAACACCUCUUUUUCUUGAAUGUAAUUUAUUUAUUGGUUAAAAAAAAACAAACUUUUGUGCUCUCAAGAUGGUGCCUGUUAACCUAAACAUAAAAUAUAUUUAUUAUUAUUACAUGCAAAAUAUUUCUUAGCCACUUUUAAGCAGUAAUAUUUUAUCUGAGUGGAUGUUCAUUCAUACAUCCUGAUGAUUAUUUAAAUUGUUACUUAAUCUCCUGGAAGAAAAAAUAAAUCUUAAUAUUGAAACUAAGUAGAUUAAAUAGUGUGGUAUAAGCUUUUUGUCCUAGUGAAGUUUGUGAAAUUUAUUUCAAUUCUUAAUUUUUCUAGUGUCAAAUCUUAAGUUUUUAUAAUUGACUUAUUUUAUACUAAAUGUUUUCUAUUUGGCAAUUUAAUGACUAAUGUAUUCAAAGUUGGCAGUAACUCCCCUUCUUUUCAAUUCCUCCUCACCCAAUCUGUUUGGAAGUCCCAAGCUAACUAGGGAAGUUAGUUACCAAUUAGACCUGGUCCCUAUUAAAGAGAACUCCCCCUUUUGGGUAUAUAUGUGUAUAUACAUCCCCCCCCACACAUACAUGCAUGUGAAUACUCACACAUACAUACAUAUUUUUUAAUUAACACAGUUACAUAUUUAUGAGGCACAGGGUUAUUGGCAUAUUCAUCAUCUCAAACCUAUCAUUUCUUUGUGCUGUGAACAUUCAAAAUCCUCUCUUCUAUACAUUUUGAAAUAUAUAAUUAUUGUCAAUCAUAGUUCCCUUUCCCUUUAAACAACAGCAUUGUCAAUUUUAUUCUUCAUCUUGUAUCUCCUGUCACCCUCAAAGGUUCCUUUCCUUAAAGGAAAAAGGUCUACAUUUUUUUUCUCUAUUUAAAUUGGUAGCCAGCAGAGGGAGCUUAUGAGGUACUCAAGAUGAACUGUAGAAUUUUCCUAAGAAUUCUUUUUCUUUUAAUACAUAUAUAUACCUGCAGGUACUACUGCACUUAUCUUGUAUGCAUUUUAAAUAAAGUUUUCCCAAGAAUGUAAUGUGAUUUUUAUCUUUGAAACAUACUAUAUGAAAGCUAUUUUUAUUUUGAGCAAGAAAAUGUAAAACUGAUUAACAUGAGAUUCCUUAUGAACAUAAAUAUGUCCUCAGAAAAACAAGAACAACUUAUGGAGAGUUAUCUCUUUAAAGAAUUAUCAUGUCAGAGUCUAUCCAUUUAAAACUGAACACUAUUAGAGAAAAGUUGUGUUAAAAUACUCAUUGAAAGGAAAAGGGAAGAUACUGACCUGAGCUUGCUGUAUAGCAAAUUAUUUUACUUUAGAUGCUCAUGAGGUUAUUUAAAAAUAAUGCUUAUUUAAAUAUUUCUUUGGCAAAGAUAUAAACUAGGUUUUAGUUAGUGACAAAAGUCAUUCUACCAUUUUGUCUGAAAAUUGUGUUUUCUGGUAGAUGUAUUUAUAAAUUUUGGUAGAAAGCUAAAAAA
This is a messenger RNA of Urocitellus parryii (Arctic ground squirrel), 2635 nucleotides long. It is a transcript of the gene Hdip1, whose product is annotated as chromosome 15 C16orf87 homolog. Lineage: Eukaryota; Metazoa; Chordata; Mammalia; Rodentia; Sciuridae. The record is from RefSeq and is a predicted model, not a curated record.